AUGUAGCAAAGAUCAAGAUUAAAAGAGUCUACAGAAGGAAUAAUCUCUUAAUUUGGUAAUAAGAUAGGUGGUCCUUUUAAGAUAGGAAAGCCUAUAUUCUAAGAGAAGAGAUUAAAAUUAUUUACAGAAAUUUAUCAACGUCAAUAGACAGAAUUAAAACAAUUUGAAUAGACAUCUAUAAAGAUUAUACUCAAGGGUGGAUAACAAGUUGAAGGUUAUAUAUGUAUAAUAAAUAUUAAGGUAAAAAAUGGGUAACAACACCUCUCUAAAUUGCUUAAGGAAUAAGCAAGAAAUUAGCUGAAAAUAUAAUUGUUGCAAAAGUAAUCUAUGAAAUUAUAUUUGAAAAAAGUAUUGAUAAUAAAAUAGAAUAGGUUUGGUGGAUGUUGAUCAUGAAGAGGCAUCUAGCCAAGCAUCAUCAACAUUAAGUUUUUAACCUGAUAAUUUAAUAUGGGAUUUAACAAGACCAUUAGAAGGAGAUUGUAGUUUAGAAUUUUUAUCAUUUGAUGAUAAAAUUGGACGAGAAGUAUUUUGGCAUUCAUCUGCUCAUAUUCUUGGAUGUGCAUUAGAAGAAGUUUAUGGAUGUCAUUUAUGUAUUGGUCCAGCAAUAGAAUAAGGAUUCUUUUAUGAUUGUUACAUAGGUGAUAUUAAGGUUACAUAAAAUGAUUAUGUGAAAAUAGAAAAGGCUGCAUAAGAUUUAGUUUCUUCUAAAUAAUAAUUUUAGAGAGUUAUUUUAACAAAAGAUGAAUGGUAAAUAGAUAUUUUAUAUAAUUUAGUCUUGAGAUUUUUGGUAGCAAUCCUUUUAAGAGAUAAUUAAUUACUAAUAAAAUACCAAAUGGAUCUUUGACUACAGCUUACAGAUGUGGAAAUCUAAUAGAUUUAUGUACUGGUCCUCAUUUACCUAAUACAAGUUAUGUAAAGGCAUUUUCAAUAACAAAAAAUUCUGCAGCAUAUUGGUUAGGGAAAAACAAUAAUGAUAAUUUACAAAGAGUAUAUGGCAUUUCAUUUCCAAAUAAAAAAUUAUUGAAUGAAUAUAUUUAAAUAUAAAAGGAAUUAGUUUAGAGAUAUCAUAGCAAUAUUGGAAAGAAAUAAAAUUUAUUUUUAUUCCAUUAAUUAUCUCCUGGAUCAGCAUUUUUCUAUCCUAAUGGUGCUCAUAUUUAUAAUACAUUAAUUAAUUUUUUGAGAAGAUAAUAUUAUAUACGAGGAUAUUAAGAGGUGAUUUCUCCUAAUAUUUUUAAUGUUUAAUUAUGGAAAAUAAGUGGUCAUUAUGAAAAAUAUAAAGAGAAUCUAUUUUUUAUAAAUAUGGGAGAAGAAGGAGAGUAUGGAUUAAAACCAAUGAAUUGUCCUGGACAUUGUUUGAUGUUUGAUAUGAUUUAACAUAGUUAUAGAGAUUUACCAAUAAGAUAUGCAGAUUUUGGAGUUUUACAUAGAAAUGAAGUACAUGGAGCAUUAAGUGGUUUAACUAGAGUACGUAGAUUUUAAUAGGAUGAUGCUCAUAUUUUCUGUAGGAUGGAUUAAAUUUAAGAUGAAAUUAAAAAUUGUCUAGAUUUUUUAAGUUAUAUUUAUUCAUUAUUCGAAUUUGAAUUCAAAUUAUAUUUAAGUACUCGUCCUGAAAAGUUUUUGGGAACAAAGGAUGUAUGGGAUAAUGCUGAAUAUCAAUUAGAAUAAGGAUUAAAGAAAUUUGGAAAAUAGUAUGAAAUAAAUCAAGGUGAUGGAGCAUUUUAUGGACCUAAAAUAGAUGUUAAAUUAUAUGAUGUAUAUAAAAGAGAACAUUAAUGUGGUACUAUAUAAUUAGAUUUUAAUUUGCCUGAGAGAUUUAAUUUAUAAUAUAGAUCUAGUGAGGAUGUUCAUGAAGUAUAAUAAGAUAAGGAGACUGUUCAUAAUGAAUAAAUAUAAGUAGCUUAAGAAAUUAUAGAUAUUCAUAGAAAAGAAUCUCAUUAAUCAGAUUUUGGAGAUUGUAGUGAUCUCUUUAGCACUCCUCUUCUUAAAAAUCAAUAAUAAAAUGAUGAGCUAGGCGAAUUGUAAAUUCAAUCUAUUCAUUCUUUUAAAUCAGAUAAGAUGUAUGAGUAGUAAUAACAACAAUAUUAAUAAUUGUAACUAUAAUAACAUUAUUAUUCUGCUUCUAGUUUAUUACAUAAGAAGUAGAAAUUACCUGAAGAAUUACUAGAAUCUGGAUCAAGCUAAGGAUUAUCAAAUCAUGAAUUACAUAAAGUAUUACAUGGUAUUCAUAUAAAUUUUACUAUUCAAUAGAAAAAAAAUAUGAAUUAGGAUAUCAUCAUUUAAAACCAGGUUUUGCAAGACCUGUAAUUGUUCAUAGAGCUAUUUUAGGUUCAUUAGAAAGAAUGAUUGCAAUAUUAACAGAAUAAGGUGGUGGUAAAUGGCCCUUUUGGUUAUCACCCAAAUAAUUGAUUUUAUGUCCUAUUUCUUAAUACUAUAAGGAUAUUGCAAUAAAGAUUUCAGCUAGAUUGAGAUUAGAAGGUUAUACUGUUAAAACUGAUGUUUCCGAUAUGAAUAUAGCUAAAAAAAUUAGAAAUGCUUAAUCGCAAUACUUCAAUUAUACUGGAGUCAUAGGAGAAGAAGAAGUUCAUGCUGGUGUUAUAGAUAUUAGAGAUUGCUAUAAAAAUAUUAGAAUUGUACAUUUAAUAUCUAAUUUUAGGGUAAAUUAACAAUUCCAUAAUUAUGUAAAUUUUUUGAAUCUUUGAAACCUCCUAAAUCCAACAUUGAAAUUUAAAUUCAUUAACAUGAUAAUGCUCAUCUUAAAUUAAAUGAAGAAUUAUUAGAAAAAGUAUUUCUCAAUGGUGAUGGUUUCAUUGUAGGACCUAGAGACUAUGAAGAAUUUGCGAAAAUCAAAGAUAUUGAUCCAGCUUUAUAGAAUUUAAUUAGAUGGCAUAAACAUAUGACCUAUCUAACAAAGAAACAUGAAUCAAAUUUAUAAUAAGAAUGA
Molecule: messenger RNA, 2941 nt
Organism: Paramecium sonneborni
Lineage: Eukaryota; Ciliophora; Oligohymenophorea; Peniculida; Parameciidae
Source: the annotation of a GenBank genome assembly